Molecule: messenger RNA, 1441 nt
Organism: Cyclopterus lumpus (lumpfish)
Lineage: Eukaryota; Metazoa; Chordata; Actinopteri; Perciformes; Cyclopteridae
Gene: pdcl3
Product: phosducin-like 3
Exons: 6
Coding region: 113-829 (238 amino acids)
Biological process (GO): protein folding; angiogenesis; positive regulation of gene expression
Cellular component (GO): cytoplasm
Source: RefSeq, a predicted model, not a curated record
AACAGUCGUAGCCUCUUUGUUUCCUUCCGGAACCGGACCGUCGGCGGACCUUUCUGUUUCCGUAUCUGGGAGGAGAGCAGUGUGACUCCAGAGGAAGCUGCUGUCUGUCAAAAUGCAGGACCCGAACGAAGACACCGAGUGGAACGACAUCCUGAGGAAGAAAGGCAUUCUUCCUCCCAAAGAGGUCCCGAAAGAUGACGAAGAGGAGCAGCUGGCUCUCCAGCAGCAGUCUGUGGUUAAAACGUACGAAGACAUGACGCUGGACGAACUGGAGGAGAAUGAAGACGAGUUCGGGGAAGACGAUGAGGCGGCCAUUGAGAUGUACAAACAGAAGCGUCUCGCCGACUGGAAGGCGACUCAGAUGAAGAACAUUUUCGGGGAGUUGGUGGAGAUCUCUGGGCAGGACUACGUGAAGGAGGUCAACAAGGCCGGAGACGCCAUCUGGGUGGUGCUGCACCUCUACAGAACCGGCAUCCCUCUGUGCUCCCUCAUCAACCAGCACCUGAGCUCGCUGGCCAGGAAGUUCCCCCAGACCAAGUUCCUCAAGUCCAUCUCCACCACCUGCAUCGCCAACUACCCCGACCGCAACCUGCCCACCGUCUUCGUGUACCUGGCCGGAGAGAUGAAGGCCCAGUUCAUCGGGCCGCUGGUGUUCGGGGGUAUGAACCUCAAAGCCGAAGAGCUGGAGUGGAGGCUCUCGGAGUCCGGAGCGGUGGAGACGGACCUGGAGGAGAACCCCAAGAAGCAGAUCCAAGACAAGCUGAUGUCGUCCAUCAGGUCUUCUCUUCCCACAGGAAAGGACAGCGACUCGGAGGACGAGGACUGUUAGAGACUCUGGGACCCGUCAGGGGGUCAGAGGGUUCAGAGGGUGAGGGUUCAGGGGGUCAGAGGGUCAGGGUCAGAGGGUCAGGGGGUCAGAGGGUUCAGAGGGUGAGGGUUCAGGGGGUCAGAGGGUGAGGGUCAGCGGGUCAGAGGGUGAGGGUCAGAGGGUGAGGGUUCAGGGGGUCAGAGGGUCAGGGGGUCAGGGGAUCAGGGGGUCAGAGGGUCAGGGGUUCAGAGGGUCAGGGGGUCAGAGGGUGAGGGUCAGGGGGUCAGGGUCAGAGGGUCAGGGGAUCAGGGGGUCAGAGGGUGAGGGUCAGGGGUUCAGCGGGUCAGAGGGUCAGGGGAUCAGAGGGUCAGGUUAGGCGUCUCUGUUACCAGCGUAUACUCUUCAUAUCUUAACCCAGUCCUGCUCACAGACUCCUGGACCUGCACAACAAUCCUUCUUUUGUAGUUCAAUAAACAUCCGACGGCUUCACGUGAAUCUUUACAAAAGCAUCAAAGACACAUUGUAACUUUUUUAAAGUUUUUUUAAUUUUUUUUAUUACGUUUCAUCAUAUUUGUCACAAAAUGUACAUUUGAAUCUGUUGAAUUAAAUGAGUCCUCCUCUUUGACACAAUAA